ACACAUGCGGCAGGUAGUUAUCAGCUGCUCUGCCAUUGGUUUUGUAACUGUUCCAGUAAAUAUUUAAAAUAUAUAUUAAAAUCCGUAAAAACAAGCUAAAAUGAUGCGCUACGAGGGAAACGAGAGGCUGGCGGAUGAGACAGCAUGUGCGGGAGUGCGGGCAGACCUGAAGAUGUGCCUGCUAGAGAGCGAGUGCUGCCGAAUGGGCAAAACUCCGCGCCAGUGCCUCCAGGACAACAACGUGCCACCAGAGUGCCAGGUGCUUCGCAACACCUUCUACGAGUGCAAGCGCUCCUUGCUGGACAACCGACAGCGCUUUCGCGGUCGCAAAGGCUACUGAAGUUUUAACUUAAAUUAUAUUUCUAAGAGCUUAAAAUACAAAAAAUUACACACAUAA
Drosophila rhopaloa is the source of this 397-nucleotide messenger RNA. RefSeq names its product cytochrome c oxidase assembly factor 5. The transcript has 2 exons. NCBI's taxonomy places the organism in Eukaryota, Metazoa, Arthropoda, Insecta, Diptera, Drosophilidae. Bases 101 to 340 code for a protein of 79 amino acids. The record is from RefSeq and is a predicted model, not a curated record. Gene Ontology annotation, biological process: mitochondrial respiratory chain complex IV assembly. Gene Ontology annotation, cellular component: mitochondrion.